AUGGACACAACCAUCCCAAAAUCCAAGUCAUUCGCUCUCCACCUCCUCUCCAUCCUCCAAUCUUCCCCCUCCUCCUCCUCACACCUUUCCCCAUCCCACACAACCACCAUCUCGGCCCUCUCCUUCCUCUCUCACCACCUACAAAUCCAAAGCCUCCCCGCCACCGCCCUUGUCAUAGCCUUCUUUUUCGAAUACGCCUUUGAUUUUCUCUGCCAACAUCACCACCAACACCAACAAACCCCAAACCAACAAAACCACCCCCACCUCGACUCCCUCCUAGACCCGGACAUCCGCCAAAUCCGUCUCCGUCUCAACCUCACCAUGUACCACCGCCAUGCAGACUGGCUCUGGACCCAACAACACGACACCCACCCGCACUGGACACAAGACGAACACGCAACAGUAUUCGUACUGCGCGUGCUGGAAGCCAGUUUCGAGUACGGUUUGUUGCCUAAGGAGUGCGCCAUCGCCGAGGCUGUCGGGCCUGUACAUCAGCAGUUGUGUGUGUUGCAGUCGGUCGUGUUGGGACGGGAUACGUGGGUGGAAGAUGAGGUGUUGAGACGGGAGUUGUGUGAGAAGAUGUUGGUGGUGUUAGAGGCUGUUGCUGGUGGCGCUGAGGGAGAGAAGAGGAGGGGGAUUGGGUCUGGGUUUGGGAUGGGGUUUAGUGGGGGAUAG
Messenger RNA from Dichotomopilus funicola, 675 nucleotides. RefSeq lists its product as uncharacterized. The coding region runs from base 1 to 675 and encodes 224 amino acids. The record is from RefSeq and is a predicted model, not a curated record. Lineage: Eukaryota; Fungi; Ascomycota; Sordariomycetes; Sordariales; Chaetomiaceae. The transcript has a single exon.